AAAAAUUUAUAAUGGGGUACGUAAAGGCCAACGACCUCUUUCCUUCCUAUUCAUGACAUAAACCUGUUUUGUUCAAAAACCCUAUUUACGUACGUCUCCUCCUCUCGCUUUUCACCCUGGAGACGUUCUCACAUUCAAAGCAGCCAUGGUAUUUUCAAAGUAAUGUGAUUUCCAUCUUCCAAAACAACAAUGGUGAAGAUCAUGUAGUGGAUCAGAAGACAAUAUCAAAGUGGGCUAGAAAGGUUAAGCUGUUUCACAUCAAGCUAAAGGAAUGAGGAAUACAAAGUUCCCUAUACGCUAUCUAAUCGUCAUUUUGACCUUCCUUUGCACCUGUGUAUGUUACAUUGAACGUGUAGGCUUUUCAAUUGCAUACACAAUUGCUGCAGAUGAUGCAGGAGUUAGUCAAUCAAGCAAAGGCACCAUUCUGUCAACAUUCUAUUACGGGUAUGCUUUUUCUCAGGUCCCUGGUGGGUGGGCUGCUCAAAAGAUUGGAGGAAGGCGUAUUCUCCUUUUCUCAUUUGUGAUAUGGUCUUUAACAUGUGCAUUAUGUCCAUUAGACCCUAAUAGAGUAAUGGCUCUAGUUAUAGCUCGUUUGCUUGUUGGGGUAGCUCAAGGGUUUAUCUUUCCCUCUAUUCAUACGGUUUUAGCACAGUGGGUCCCACCACACGAAAGGUCAAGAUCUCUUUCUCUCACAACUUCUGGAAUGUACCUAGGUGCUGCUCUUGGCAUGCUUUUUCUCCCUACUUUAGUGAAAUUCAAGGGCCCACAAUCUGUUUUUCUUGCUGAGUCAGCUUUAGGUGGUUUAUGGUCACUUCUUUGGCUAAGAUUUGCUAGUGAUCCACCUCGUUCUGAUCACCCGAAAGCAACUGCAGCUGGUUUUGGAGAAUAUUUGUUGCCAAUUAGAGAUUAUCAAAAGUUGAAGGCAGAAAUAAUAACUACUCAAAUCCCAUGGAGGAAAAUCUUUCUGAGCUUACCUGUUUGGGCUAUUUUAGUCAAUAACUUCACAUUCCAUUACGCUUUAUACGUUCUUAUGAACUGGUUGCCAACAUACUUUGAACUUGGGUUGAAGUUCAGUCUUCAAGAAAUGGGUUCUUCUAAAAUGAUGCCAUAUCUGAACAUGUUUGUUUUUUCAAAUAUUGGUGGGAUUAUUGCUGACCACAUGGUAACAAACAGAAUCUUGUCUGUGACAAAUACAAGAAAGGUUUUGAAUACUGUAGGGUUUUUAGUGUCUGCAGUCUCAUUAAUGUUGCUUCCUGUUUUUAGAACAUCUGAAGGGGUGAUACUGUGUUCUUCAGUAGCUCUUGGUUUUCUUGCAUUAGGAAGAGCUGGAUUUGCAGUGAAUCAUAUGGAUAUUGCUCCUAGAUAUGCUGGAAUUGUGAUGGGUGUCUCUAAUACAGCUGGCACUUUAGCUGGUAUUGUUGGAGUUGAGCUUACUGGGCAGCUUCUAGAAGCUGCAAAAACCAAGAAUUCGGAUCUUUCUAGUCCCAAUAGCUGGAGGGCAGUUUUUCUUAUACCUGGAUUACUCUGCAUUGCAAGUUCUGUCAUUUUCCUUUUAUUUUCAACUGGAGAGAGAAUAUUUGAUUGAGGUUAGUAAUUGUAUUAUUAUUCCUCAUGUAACACACAGCUUGUGGUUUCAUUUGAUAGGGUUAAAAUGCACGAAUAGCAACAUACUUUCAUUGA
Messenger RNA from Lactuca sativa (garden lettuce), 1680 nucleotides. Its product is annotated as putative anion transporter 5. Gene Ontology annotation, molecular function: transmembrane transporter activity. The record is from RefSeq and is a predicted model, not a curated record. NCBI's taxonomy places the organism in Eukaryota, Viridiplantae, Streptophyta, Magnoliopsida, Asterales, Asteraceae. Gene Ontology annotation, biological process: transmembrane transport.